Molecule: messenger RNA, 8866 nt
Organism: Culex quinquefasciatus (southern house mosquito)
Lineage: Eukaryota; Metazoa; Arthropoda; Insecta; Diptera; Culicidae
Product: protein krueppel
Exons: 2
Coding region: 798-2324 (508 amino acids)
Cellular component (GO): nucleus
Source: RefSeq, a predicted model, not a curated record
UGAAACGCACUGGAGGAGCAGGAGUCAUUACCACACAACAACAACAACAAAAACCAAGACGAUGAGCUUCUGAGAUUUCGUAACUUCAUUCAGUAUCCUGCUCUCAUCUCGCGUGCCAACACACACGGCCUGCUCUGUCUCAGUCGCACACUCGCAAAGACAUCGCUGGACAUCAACACAACACGCGACAUCCAGAUCCAGAUCUAGUCGGCCUCGACCGCCACAACCACUACCACUUCCACCGGAGUCACUGCCAAGAGUGCAUGGCCUGCUGCUGCUUCGCCAAGAAGAAGAUCACGGUGGCCGAAAAAUUUUAAUGGGUACUUACCUCGCGUGCCAUCACCAGCAAUCGUCAGUCGUGUAUUGAUUUUCGCAGCGAACGGACGUGUGUCAACUUGGGGACUCAGCUCAGCUCAGCUCAAAGCGCGCGUGUUCGGCAAGAUCAGCCGCAGUACAACCUAGAACCAAAGCCAAGUGUAUUUAGAGUGUGUGAGUGUUUUAAGGAAAAGUAAUUGUUACAUUUAAACCAAAGUUUUCAAACGAAACCAAGAGGCACGGCCCAUAGUUCCUGACAUCCAGAGUUAAGCCGCAAGCUAAGGCGGUAACUUGUAGUAGAACACAUCGAGUAGAUAAGUGCGGAUUAAGUGUGAGUGUGAUUAAGCCCGCAAGGAUUAACUACCCAAAACUAGUGUGUGUAACCUUAAACGAAUCAACCUAGUGUCAAGGUGUACUACUUGAUGUGCGCGAGAAGCCGAUCAAGUUAAAGAACUUCAAACCUUCGGUGAUCCAAGCAGGCAAUGGCAUUGUCAUUGCUGCAGGAAGCGCAAACAGCAAGAGGAUUAGCCGUCGCUCGUAGUCUGCAAGGAAUGAAGCGUGAAGAGGAGCGCAGCAUGUCGGUGUCCCCGCCGUUGACCGGCGUCCAGCACCAGCACCAGUUGGGCAUGAACAUGGGCCAUAGUCCGACCAUCUUCGGAGGGUACAACCCAGCGUCGGCGGCGUCCGCCAUGGGCAUGUUGGCGCCACAGUUUUUGGCCAACCAGCAGGCCGCGGCAGCUCUGAUGGCCGCCGGCUUUCCAAUGUCCUUGAGGAACCUGCUGCCACCCCAUCCAGCGCUGUACGGAGCGUGGGCACCUCCGACGCCAAACAGUGACAACAACAGUCCUCCCCCACCCCAGAGUCCAAUCUCGGCCACCGGACUGAACCACAAGAUCAAAUCCCUCAAGCUGAACACUAACAAUAACCACAUCGUGUCCACGACCUCGGAGAUCCUGCCCCAGCAGAAGAAGGUGACCAAGCGGAAACAGCAGCACAAAGUAGACCCUUCGCAGAUGUUCCAGCACGGUCUCACGAUGCCGCUGGAUAUCCCGAACAUGGACAUGGUCAGCCCCGGACCCAUCUCGCCACCUACCUCCGGCUCGUCGCCCCAAUCCAACGGCAGCGUCGAAAUGGCCCAAACCAUCUCUACCUCCUCGCAGCGGGACCCCUCCCGGGAUAAGGUCUUCACCUGCAAGAUCUGCAACCGCUCGUUCGGCUACAAGCACGUCCUCCAGAACCACGAACGGACCCACACUGGCGAAAAGCCCUUCGAAUGUCCCGAGUGCCACAAGCGGUUCACCCGUGACCACCACCUCAAAACUCACAUGCGGUUACACACCGGCGAGAAGCCCUACUCCUGCACCCACUGCGAUCGCCAGUUCGUCCAAGUUGCCAACCUCCGCCGACAUCUGCGGGUUCACACCGGCGAAAAGCCCUACGAAUGUGACAUGUGCGACCUCAAGUUCAGCGACUCCAACCAACUGAAGGCGCACACCCUCAGCCACCAAGGCCAGCGGCCAUUCCGCUGCGAACGGUGCAACUCCACGUACCGCAAGCGGCACCACUUCCUGCACCACAAGUGUGGCAAGGCCAGCCCACCAACGCCCGCCAUCAGUCCGUCAACCUCCAUGUGCGACCAACGGUCCGGCUGUUCCGAAAUGUCCGACCUCUCCAUGGACCUCAAAUCCCCCACCAUGCUGCACCAAAAGUACCCCGGCCUGACCCUCCCCCUGGACUUCAGUCCCUCGGAACCCACCGCCCUCCACCACCAAUCCGCCAUGGACCUCCGCUCCAUCCGGACGCCCCAGCAAAUCACCCACAUCAAAUCCGAACUGCCGGAGCAAACCGAACCGGAAGACCUGAGCAUGCAUUCGCCCCGCUCGCCCGUCACCGUCGAAGAGCUGGACGAACUGGACGAUGCCGCCUCCCUCUACCAGAAGCAACGCCAGCAAAAGCUUGCCCUGGCCGCCGCCGCAGCCGUCGCCCAGCGUCACGGUAUGGAAUCCUAAAUACCCCCUCAAAAUCCCACCCCCUAGUUGUUGAACGAUACCAAAUAAUCUAAGAAUGCCAAGAACGAGUAGCUUAAUUAAGUGAAAAAGCCAUAUAUAUGAAGCAUAUAUUUAAAUCAAAGAAAAAACUAUAAACAAAACUAUAAAAUAAUCAAAAAACUAGCAAUUGUAAUAGUCGUGUCUACUUGGAAAAGAAAAAAAAAACAAAACGAGCUGUCAAAACUUGCCGCCAUCAUGUGAUCCCACCCUUUUGUAAAUAUCGUGAAGCUGUACAUAGAGCCCGCAGUGUAACUGACCGAGACAAGAUGGCGGUCGGUUGAGCUCCCCAAAAAAACAGCGAACGCGUGUACAAAACACAGUGCGGGUCAUUCUGCGUAUUCAAUUCAGGGAAUUUUUAAAACAAGUGUGUGUAAAGAGCAACUUUUUUUACUUUUUUAAUUCCGUCACUGUUUAUGAUUUCCGAACUUGUCUGAACUUGGUGCAGAUGUAGCGAAAAAAAAAACAAAAAAGUAUGGUAUACAAGUUCCUCCCAACACAAUAGCUGACAUAACUACAACAAUGAAACGUUCUGGAAACGGGUGCACGAAAUGGAACUGACGCUUUUCGAUCACUCGCGUGAUCGUUUUGGGUGUAGCAAAACGCGAAACGAUUGUUAUUUUAAUUUUUAACUGGAAAAAAAGUGUGCAGGGAACGCCGUUGAUUUUAAGUGUUUCUAGGUUCGUCUCGUCUAUAAGUAUUGGUUGUUUAUUUGUCCUUUUUUAUAAUUUUACUCGGAAUCUCGUAGAAAAGAAACAUUACAGAAGAAUUUCGAAAAUUUUAGUUCUGUAAGAAGCUAGCGACUAGUGUGGAUCGAACAAACUGAAGCAGCGAAAAUCAAAAUUUAACGUGUAAGGACUUUUAGGUUAGGUUCUUUCUGGCGUGGAAAGUAAAACGGUGACUAUUCAGCAAAUUGUAUAAUUUUAUUAUCAUUUCAUUGUGUAGGUGAAAGUUAUUCAAAAUAAAAUAUUUAAAUUUAUUAUAAUCGAGCAAGUUUUGUUUCACUUAUGAUUUCGUACUUUUUGAGUUGAUUAUAUCACACUUGGUUCCAUUAUGAUUUCGUUUCGUUGAGUUUGUGCUAAGAAAAGAUUUCCAGUAGAUUUCACCUUAACGCAAAAUCCCCACUUGAGGCCACUAAACAUCCACUUGAUCCGGAUCUGAAAAAACCCCAUUUCAAUCACCGAAAAGCUGUAAUCAUUCACAUAUCCUUUGUCCGUUUCUUGGACUGGGAUCAAACUUGGACACACGCAACUAAACCGGUAUUACCGGUCCUGGGACUGUCACCAACAGAAAGCCUCCCCUCGAGGAAUCAGAGCCCGACCCCCGCAUCGAUUCCGAUUUCCGGUCAGGUCACACAAAACUAUCCUUUUCAUUCGGCAAAACAUCCUUUCACCACCAGGUCCAUCAUCUUCAUCGUCACUCCAUCUAAAACGCAUUGAUUCGUCGUGUUUUACAUAUGGCACAAGAACCUUCUUCAACCCCCUCUUUUUAUUCGUCUUGGGAUUCUGUCCGCAUUUGGGAAAGUUCGUCACAAUCAUCCCAAGGACAUACGUAAGGAAAAGAGGAAUUUGUCCCCCGAAGGCAAAGGGACUGCUCGACAUACUCGAUGGGCAAGGAUUCGCAAAUUUCCACUCCAUUGUGUGUGCGGACGGAUUCCGGCAAUGUUCUAUACCAAAGCGACCUUUCCGCUCCUUUGAGUUCUUAUCCAACUGUUGAGCGGAGCCGGGCAGAGUCGAACCUAAAAAAACAGGUCAAAAUCCGACCCCAGCCCUGAAUCCGGCCCUGCCGGCGGCAGUCCUCCAAGAUAAGUGUGAUUCAAUAACAGCAAUAUAAAAUAACAAUUUAUUGAUAUCAAUCCUUUUCUUGGGUUCACCCUUUUUUCAUCCUCUUCUCGAUGCGUGUAAACGAGAUCUUUACACGCCAACGAAAAAAAAGGGUCACGGCUUGAUGUGGGUUCACACCAGCUCUCAAUAUGCGGCGACGGAGUGGAUUCAGGGCCCGGAUGGCCAUAAUUUACUCCGGUCAAGAGUUAAUGUAUGGACAUCCCGACCGGAGCCGAUAAAGGAUUGUGUACGACUCCGAGGAAGGGUUUGCGAAAAAGGGGUCGAUUUGGAAGCAAUUAAGAAGCGAUAAAAAUAUUUAGGGAUUUGCAGAGAUUGCUGGACGGACAUCCCUCAAUCCCUGCAGGGAUUGUGAUUUGAAUGAUGCAAUGAAAUCACUCAACACGCCUUCGGCGGCAGUGAUUUCAGGUUGCUUGAUUGACAGAUUGACUGUUUGACAGAUUGACAGAAUACUUACCCGGAUGUUACGCUGCUACACAGCAACUCUGGAACUACGUUUCACGAUCUCAAAACUACACUUUGUACUUACCCAGUCGAAUCGUUGCUUUAAACUGCCCCAGUACCUGAAAGUUGACGUCCGUACUUGAGAUCAACGUCGCACAUUUUUCAGCCUACUUCGAUUACACUCUGAACCAGUUCCCUUUAUGCUGCCUUUUCGUGCCCAGAACAACCAAAUUAUACAACGUCGACUCCCGCUGGUCGGUUCUCACAAUCCCAAACUCUGAACCCAAAACUUUGCAUGCAAACUUCUUCCUGGCCAAAAAAGAAACUCCCAAAAAAGUACCCCCGCCGGGUGUGUUCCAGUUUUGUGUCACACGAAAAAAAGAGAAACCAUUCGAAAACUGUCAACUGUCCAGGGUCACGAAGGAGUGCAAAAAAACGCCCGAUGAUAUACUGCCGGCCCAAAAGCCCUGGCAAAAAGUGGCCUAUUUUAAAUGUUCCGGAAUAAUUUUCUAAUUAUUUUAGAACCCUGACAAGUUGGAGAAUGGCAAAAGACAUACACUUCUGAGUCAUGUCCUUGAGGUCGAUUUCCGAAGGGUUGUAAAAGACCCGGGGUCCUUCUUUCGAAGGUGGUUUAUGGUUUAUUUGCCCUCACUAUUUAUGGCCACAACUGGAGCGUACCGAAUCCCCGGGCACGGCUUCCUUGUGCCGUAAUGUUGGUUAGCACGAAGGAACCGGGCAAGGACGGGGAGGAUCGAUUUGCAAAUUUUAACUGUUUUUUGUGUCUUUCGAAAUUUGCAAACUGACCCUGAACGGUUCAGGGUCGAACGGGACGACAUUUUUGGGUGGCAAAAAAGUGAUUUAUUUGUGAGUCUUUCGGGGAAAAUUUGACCUAAAAUCGGUUCCAUUUCGUUGCAUCAUUUCCAGAACAUCUUGCCAAUCGAUACUCAGCAGAACAUUUCACAGUAGAAACAGUUGUAAAUAUUUCGAAAAUGCUCUGAAAACAUGUAAAAAGUUAGUCUCAUCGUUUAUCUAAUGAAAGGUGUAAUUAAAUUAUAAGAGUCGUUGUUGAACAUAAAAAAGUGUGCAAUUUUAGGUUAUGUCAUUCGUGAACAAAUCAAAAGAAAUGUGCAAUCAACUAAACAAUAUAAAAACAAAACCAGAUACAGAACUAUCUAUUGAAAUACCUUCUAAAAUAUUUUAAGUUUUUCAAACACCCUCGAAAAAGUCGACCUUUUAAAAUUCGCGAACAAACACUCAGCCGAAACACUGUUAAUCCAUAGUACAAAUUUUUACACUCUAAACGAAACAUACUGUAGCAAGCAAAAAGUAAAGAAAUCACUCAACAAUCGAUACCGAACUACCUCACAAAAUUAAAUAAAGAAAAAAAAAAAAACUCGUGAAACCAAACAAAAUCACACCGGCAAGACUGAAACACUUGAACGUUUUGCACGAGUAGAGAAAAUUACAACAACAAACAAGCUCCGUCAAUACUUUCUCCAGUAACACGAAAAAAAAACAUGGCGUACAAGGCCAAAACCGCGGACAAGCCGAAAAAAGUGUAUAAUUUAAUUAAGUAGGAGGAGAAAUUCUGCAAGUCCGCAAAAAAAAACACAACCGCAAAACUAGCCAAGACAACACGAAAAAAGAUCAUAAGUAAAAAAACACGAGUGUAAAAAAAGUAAGCAAAUCUUGUUACCUGAAACCACCGCCGGCUUUAUCCUUCCAUUACUCAUUCUGCGUAGGGACAAAGGUUCAUCGCGGUGUAGGUGUGCGUGGGGUUAAGGGAUGGAUUGGGGGCCAAUGGGAUGUUCAAAUAUUAAAAUUUACUCUAAGUUGUGUAAAACUUUGAAAAAAUUGACGUGGGUUUGUUUAGUACAAGAAGUUUGAUUAUUACAAUGAAAUCACUCUACACACCUAAAGGUGGCAGUGAUUUCAAUGAUAGUCAAAUUGACUGGGUGACAGGUUGACAGAUUGACAGAUUACUUACCUUGGCUUAAAGCCGGAACACUGAAAUUUGUACUUACCCCUAGCAAUUGACUAUUGACUACUACCUUUUAUACCUUCCUAUUGAAGUCCGUAAUAGAAGUAACAUCUCAAAAAUAACUCGACAAAAUCAUUUGAACAUCCCUCGCCACCAGGUUCCUUCGAUAGGGUUUCCCCAGCGAAAGGAUAAAUAAGUCAACCUAAGCCGAGGAAACCCCACAAAGUCCGCUUCACCAACCACAAACUGUCACCCAACAACAACAACGUCCAGAACUGCGCACAUGACGGCCGGCGACCGUGGCGGCCAUUUAAUUUUAAUGACACGCUUUCCAAAGGCUUCCGCCACAUCCGCCACCCGUUCCUUCAACCCCUUAUUCUUCCCCCUUUCCACGUGGAUCCGCACUCUCUCUGUUAUAUUUCACCCACUUUUACACCGAAACAAAAAAAACUGCUUUGUUUACAAGUCGCGCGCGCGCGCCCUCUCACAAACACAAACUCAUUUGGCGAACGUGACAGGAGGGUUAAAAACAAAGCAAACCCCGAACGCGCCGCGUUAAUGAGAUUAAUGUGUGUUUGCGUAAACAAACAGAAUGGGGGGAGCGCCUUUCACCAAUACAGGGAAAGGGAGCGAGUUUUGAGAGAAAUUUUGGGAGAGUAAAGGGAAAAUCGCAGAAAAAAGGGAUACCUUGUCCCCCCGUUUGCCCCACGCACACUUUCACCGGUACCAAUACAUAGAGAGAAAAAUAACACUUCUUAGUUGAUUUCACCAAUUCACACGAAGCAUAGGAAUUCACGAAACUCGCAUAUUUAUAUAGUCUAAUGAAAGAAGAAGGAAGAAUCUCGCUGAGAAAGAGAACAAUCGCUGAGAGUUUCCUUGCAAAAAAGAGCAACUCGACCAGAAGAACUCUUUCGCUCCUUCUUAGGACACUUGUUAUUAUUAUGAUUAUUAUUAUUAUUAUUGCUACUCCGAAUGUUGGUUGUUUCUCACGUCAUCUCCCCCCUUUUCACGCUGGCUACUUUGAUUGUGAAUCCCCUAAAGUCUUCUUCGUUGGCCGCGUCUCUUCUUCCGUCAUCUGCACGUGGUUGCUUCGAUUUACAGAAGCGUUUAGUUGUGUUGGUGAACUUGCCUACCCCGAUCACGUAGCCGCUAAUGAAAAGUAAAUACCGUCGACGCACAGCCACACACAGCCUACUACAAAGAAGACGGGAAGAAUGUUUUUGCUAGACGACGGCGCCUGGUUGUAUGCAAAUCAGCGCAGCGCACCCCCUCUAGGUAUAAUUUUAGGCGCAAAAAAUAAUAAAAAGAGUUUUCUUCAAAGUUUUCCCCCGCUUUCCUUCGUUUCUUUUUUUUUUCAGGGGUUUCCUCGUCCCUGGGGAGGCAUUUAUAAGGUUUUAAGUCUCCCGAGGCAAAGUAAGACGAAGAAAUGAAGGGGUUUUUAUGUAAAACGGCUUGACUGUGUGUGUAGCGCUCAGAAAGGAAAUGAAUCUUUACGAGUCAUUAUAAAGGAAGCGGAAGUGGACGCGGCACGCGGGGUAAAACAACCAAACGAAGAAAAAGAGGAAGAACAAGUCGUUGAACAAAAAAUCGAUAAUUGAUUGAUUAUAUCAUUAUAAGCGUAGCAGAAUAGAUUAUCCGUUAAUGUUUGGAACGACCCAUCAGCCAGUCAAGACGAACGAAGAAGGUAAUUAAAUUCAAUUGAAUUUCAAUCCAAUUUACGUGUACAUAAAGGAAACGGGAAGUAACGGAUGGAGAAAAAAAAAGUUUUCCUUUAUAAAAACCGGACGACGAUUAGGUGUAAUAUUUAUUGUUCUCUACAUAUUUGCUCGUCCCUUCGGCAAACGACACCCGUUGAAUAAUGAAUCGAACAAUUAAUCUGAAACUGAGCUAGGGAGUUUAAAAAAAUCGUGCAGGAAAAAAACCCAAAAACCACAUAUAUUAAUUGAUAACUAGGUGUAAUUGACCCCACUCCCCGCCCCCCGAAUCACAACCACCUGGUGAGAUGAUACGACAAAGUAAUUAUAAGAAACUAAAGAAAGCCACAAAAAACUGAGAAAAAAUGAGAAACUAUUGUAAACCAAUUAUUAUACUAUUAUGUACUUGAUUAGUGUAGUUGGUAAUUGAGGCUCCCUCCUGGAAAGAAUGAAAAAAAAAUGGGACGGGAUGAAGAAUGAAUGGAAGUUAAAUAAGUAUCAAAGAAUAAUUAAAAAUAAAGCCAAAAGUUCAAAUAUUGAAACUAA